AUGUACUAUUUCCUCUGCAUGCUGGCCAUCAGUGACCUGGUCCUGUCCACGUCCACCCUGCCCAAAAUGCUGAGCAUCUUCUGGUUCAAUUCCAGGGAGAUUGAUUUCAAUGCCUGCCUCACUCAGAUGUACUUCAUUCACUGCUUCUCGGUGAUGGAAUCUGGGAUCUUCGUGGCCAUGGCUUUUGAUCGCUAUGUGGCCAUCUGUGAUCCCCUGAGACAUUCCACCAUCCUGACGAACCGCAUGGUGGCGAAGAUUGGCCUGGCCGUGGUGCUGCGUGGCUGUUUACUUGUACUGCCAUAUCCCUUGCUGGCGAGUCGGUGGCCAUAUUGCAAGACCAACAUCAUCCCCCACACAUACUGCAAGCACAUCUCUGUGGUGAAUCUGGCCUGCGCCGACAUCCGUGCCAGUAGUUACUACAGCCUCUCUGUGACAUUCUUUGUGCCCAGUGUGGAUGUGUUUUUUAUUGCUCUGUCCUAUAUCCAGAUCCUCAGGGCCAUCUUCAGCCUGCCCACAAAGGACGCCCGGCUCAAGACAUUUGGGACCUGUGGCUCCCACCUCUGUUCCAUCUUAGUCAGUUACAUACCAGAUCUCUUCUCCUCCCUUACGCACCAUUUUGGCGAUGAAGUGCCCCUACAUUUUCUUGUUUUCAUUGCCAAUGUGCACCUCCUUGUGCCCCCUUUGGCACACCCCAUCAUCUAUGGGAUGAGGAUCAAACAGAUCUGGGACAG
Molecule: messenger RNA, 731 nt
Organism: Terrapene triunguis (Three-toed box turtle)
Lineage: Eukaryota; Metazoa; Chordata; Testudines; Emydidae
Product: olfactory receptor 52M1-like
Exons: 1
Biological process (GO): G protein-coupled receptor signaling pathway
Cellular component (GO): membrane
Molecular function (GO): olfactory receptor activity
Source: RefSeq, a predicted model, not a curated record